This is a messenger RNA of Chilo suppressalis (striped riceborer), 8608 nucleotides long. Lineage: Eukaryota; Metazoa; Arthropoda; Insecta; Lepidoptera; Crambidae. The record is from the annotation of a GenBank genome assembly.
AUGUUUAUUUAUAAUAAUGACGUACAAGUAUUGUAUUGUGCCAAGAUGUACAAAUACUUCGAUAAAAACACCCGAGAAACUAUUUUUUCAAGUGCCGCGUGAUUCCAAAAUCCGCAAAAAAUGGUGUGUCGCGAUGAAGAGGGAAAAUACUAAACUGUCAUCCAAAACCAGCAGGCACUGCUGUGAAGAUCACUUCGAUUUGGAAACAGACAUGGAGAAUUACUUUAAGUUUAAGCUUGUUGGAGGAAAGUUACAGUUAAAAAAGGGAGUUUUACCACAUAAAUUUGAAUGUCAAAAACUUUCGACAAUUACUAUAGUCAGGUCCGGUUACAAGAAAAGGCAGGAUAAAGAAUCUAUCCAACAAAUUUUAUGCCCAAACAUUGGACAUGAUAACCUAUUGGUGGUACCUGUAGAAUUUGAAGAAUGUAAAACAUCUAAGGAGUUGUGCAAAUAUACCCGUUUAUUUCCUGCAAAUGAAGACAAAGGUUCAGAACUUAAAGCUAUGCCAGAUCAUAAAAAUAAAGCUGUGCAGGUUAAUAUCAAGGUGGAAGUGAAGACCAAAUCUACUGGGACACCGAAAAGAAGGAAUAGGACGAAACGAACAUGUGUAAAAGAAACUCGCCCACGAAAGUGUCAAGUAACAUCGAACACAACGAUGGAUAAUGAUCCCAAAGUUACUAAACAAAAGUCUAGGUUGAUAAUUUCGUCUUUACAAGAACCAAAUGUGAAAGAAGAAAUUGAAGUAGAUAAUAGUUGGAUGGUUCAGACCCCAGACUGGAAUCAAUCAGGACCAAAUGUGAAAGAAGAAAAAAUAGAAGAAGGGGAAGAAAUGGUAGAAGUGGAAGAAGAAGAAUUAGAAGAUAACAAUAGACCAAAUGUGAAAGAAGAACAAAUGGAAGAAGAAGAAGAAGUAGAAAAUGACAAUGGGAAGCGACAGAUUGAAAUAGUCAUUAACAAUCCCAGUUUCACUAGACAAAAUCCUCACUUGAUAAUUUCACCUUUAUCAGGACCAAAUGUGAAAGUAGAAGAAAUGGAAGACAAAGAUGAUAAUGAAGAAGUGGAAGAAGAAGAAGCAGAAGAUAACAAUGUAGCAUCAGCAACAUCGACACCCACAGUUGGGGUCAAACCCCCAGAAAAGAAUGCAAUCAAAGCGAAACUGUUCUACAAAAAGCUAAUCGUCACGGAGAAAAUGGCUCAAAUAAUCAACAUUUCGACACUCCUGCAAUACUCUAACAUUACACCAUUCAGAAGAAGGAAAGGAUUCAGGUGUUUCUACUGCAGUCGAAUAUUUGACAACUGGGAAAAAUUGAAGGAGCACACCACAGAACACAAUAAGAGUGAAAGCAGAAAUGUCUUACGCAGAUUCGGAGUCGAUAAGUUAAUCGUCUACGUUGAUAUCAGCAACUUAUGCUGUACAAUAUGUGACGCGAGCAUUCCGAACUUGAACGAAUUGAAAUGCCAUUUGAGCAAAGAACACCAGAAGAAAAUGCAUUUAGAAUUCAACGACAGAGUCAUACCUUUCAAUUUGACACCGAAUGACGGUUUCCUAUGUCCAAUGUGCGACUUCAGCUUUGCUAGCUUCGGUGCUAUUGAGAGCCAUAUGAACGAACACUUUAAGAAUUACAUAUGUAAAGACUGUGGAAUGGGUUUCCCGAGUCUGUUUCGACUGAAAGUGCACUUCAAGAUUGUGCACGUAAAGACCAGUUUUCCUUGCAAGAUUUGCCAAAAGCGGUGCAAGUCUCUGCAGGAACUUAAAAGCCAUAUUGCCACGGGACACAAUUUAGUGAAACCGGUCAAGUGUACUUUUUGUUCGGAGAGAUUUACGAAUUUUAUUCAGAGGCAGAAGCAUGUUGCGCAACAACACGGUGGGGAGCCCCCGCAAUAUAAUUGUGAUAGGAUAUUACACCCGUUUUUGGAUAGUGUCUCACUUAAAUUCUUUAGUGCUAAUACGCCAUUAAAAAGAACAUAGCACUUUAAAGAAAAAAAUUACUACAAAAAAAUUUCACUCGGUCAAGCUGCCACGUAGGAUUCGAAUCAUGGAGGUUAGAGAGACGGAGAACGAUCGCUAAGUACUAAAGCACUAGCCCGCCUGCCCUUAAAAUUUGUAGAAUUUAUAGUUCAUUUUUCAGCCACCAGCCGCGCUGCCGUCGGUAAGUAGUAUUUAUUUAUUUAUUUAUUAACAUCAACAAGAUUAACACCAACUCAUUAUAAAGUAACUUACAAACAAUGUGGAAGCGAACUAAGUGCAAUCUUAAUUAUAGAUGUUACACAAUAGCACUGAUAAGCAAAAAUAUCGCAUAACAAAAUCACACUACAUAUUUAAAAAUCUUCUAAUGAUGUGAAAUAAUUAGUAGUAAAAUUAUAUAAAAAAAAAAAAUACUAAAAUUAAAAACAUUUCAUUAAAAUUAUAUCAUUAUUCGAUAAAGUGUCACAAAAUAUUGUAAAGUAAUAAACAUUUACAGUCACCAGAAAAUACCUACGUCAAAUCUAGUAUUUUUUUUACAUUAUUUUAGAAAUAUUUAAGGAAUUAAAGAAAAUAUCGACAUCAAUUAAUUGUGAAUCAUUCUCAUGAGCAUGCUGUGGUAAUCCACAUUUGAUUCUACUAGAAUGAUUUUGGGCAAUGCUUCUGUGCAAGCCAUUGUAAGCUAUCAUCAACCAAUUCAGCGGUGAGUAGCGACCAUGGCGCGAACGAGAGAGUCUCUCCAUAAAGGGUGCAUAAGUUGUAAGCCUAGGAAGUCGCGACGGUAUGCGAAAGUUGAUCUUAGAUAAAAGGUCAGGUGUGUCAAAGAUGCCGUUCACUAGCUUGUACAAAGUAUCUGUGAAGUUAGCUGUUUUAGGUAAAACUAGAUGAAGUUCGUUGAAUAAUGUACAAAUUUUCUUCGCGGCAUUGGUCAUUUCAAAUUAUCGCACAACAGCCCGCUUUUAUUGAGACAACUUAGCGAUCGCAGCGCCUCACUUAUUUUAUCCAUAUUUCUGGGACACUAUUUUCUACAGCGAUCUUUCUACAUCUCUCUGACCUCCAUGAUUCGAAUGCGCCAUCCGCUCUCCGGGCGGAUACACCAACCGCUAUGCCACCCACAGAUUCUUUUUGAAAUAAAGUAAAACUUUAAAUUAGUAAUUGGAGCAGUUGAUAUUUAAAUGCCUAAAAUAAAAAUAUGUCCAUAUUUCAGCAUAAUCCUUCCGAAAAAUAGGUACUGAGAGUACACUGUAAAGUCAGAAACAUAUUAACGUGUUGUGGCGUGAUGCGCUAGAAUAGAAGCACAUCGGUUCCAUACAUUUACUAUGGUUAGAGACAUAUUUGUAGGGCGUCUCGUGUCGCCGUGACACCGCUGUGCUUCUGGCGCCAGCGCCAAACCAGAAUUAAAAUUAUUUUUCGAAAAUGUCCGAAGGGAAAAAAGCAUUAAGGCAGAACUAUAUUUAUCUUACGUGUUGUGAUGGGUAUUCACAUGUAUCUGAAACCUUUUGAUUACACAUGUAUCUGAAACCUUCUCACGUAGCGUUUUUAGAACAUUACUUCUGUUAUAUUUUGCGUUACCUGACUCAAAACGUUAAACUUUAAUUUUUAAUUCUAAGAAUAUAUUUGGUAAAUAUCUUUAAUUUACCAAUGGAGAAGUUUCAUGAUGUUGAUAAUGCUAUAUUUAACUUAGUAGAAUUGAUAUAUAGAUCGAAACUAAUAUACCAGUGAAAGCUGUAUACUUUUUUAUUUUUUUUAUCUGUGUUUCAUAAUUGGGUAACGUAGUCUGGCAAUAUUCGUCAUCAGCAGCUAGCUGUCAAUGUCAAAUACGUAGGUUUGUCAAUAUAACCUCUAUAUGUAGCCGGGUCGUCAAGAGAAAUAACGGAUAAAAAGGCAAUCACAACAGAGAACUUUCACAAUCACAGUACGCGGGAGCGGAUGCGAAUGAUUUUUUGUUUAUAUUUUAGGAUUGUCAAAUUGACAUUUGGUUUUUUAUUUAGAAAAAGUAAAGGAAUCAUGGUAGUCAAUAUUUUGAAGUAAAAUUCUGUUCCUUGAAGAUUUAGGGUUUCCAUAUCAAAAAAUAUUAAUUAUUAUAUAACUUCUUUCCACGAUUCACUAAAAAUAAGGCGAAAGUAGUUUUAUGUAGCAAAUAAUUUUGGCUUUAUUUUGAGACCAAAUUAAACUGUAUACAAGUUUAGCAUUUUUUCUAUGAAAAGUGCCGGGUCUCCUUUUUUUUUGAAAUCCGUCAAUAAAUGAUUGAGAAACACUUACGAUUUGGGCCUCUGACGUCAUUUCACCUAUAGUUGAGAUCGCUUGCGUUGCUUGUAGAUACCGAUUUUACGUACAGCUGUUUGUUGAUUAUUUAUAAGUAGUGUAAUUUCUAUUUUAACAUAAUGGAAAAUGAUUGCGUAAAAGGACAAACUGAUAAUUUAUCUAAAAUUGAUAUAUACGCAGUGAUGGAUUUUUUUUUCUUCAAAUCCGUUAGUGCUGAAGGAGUUAAACUUUUUAAGUAAGUACUACUUAUCUAAUAUAGUAAUGCGGUUUAAUUUUAUAAAUUGGUUACGUUCCACUAGAUGUGAGGCUGUGUCUACGUAUUCAACGGAACAUUAUUAAAUAUGCAAUAAUAUUUUUAUUUGUUUAACUAAAAAUAACGAUGGUUAUAAUAUCAAACGUUUUAUAAUCAAUUUUUGUUAAGUUGUUGAUUGCUAUAUCGUCAUCACACACAUAUUUUGUGCUUUUCAGUCCAAUUAAGUCACGUUUCAUUAGUUUGCACCAUUUCUUUCUCGUAGUCGAGUCACUUGGUACACAAAAAAAAGUUUAUUAGCCUCACCCAUUAUUAUAUUAUAAUAAACAAAACACGACACGGGCGGCGCAAAAAACAGCACGCCAAUAAAUUUAUACAUUUUCAAGUGUAUACCCGCUGCGCCGACUAGGUGAAGUGAGGUCACACGCUGGCCUGCCGCAUGAAACGAAAUUAUUGUUACAGGCGCUACUUUAAAGUCCCAUUACUUUUUCAUUUGUACAGAUAUUUUAAUGAUUCUUUAAAAUUUUUGUUUCAUAUAACUUUAAUUUUUACAAUUGAUAUAUUUAAAAAAAAUGAAAAAUUCUUCAUUGCUAAAUCCCGUAAAACUGAAAAUGAUAAUUUAUUUCUUUUAUGAUGUUAGUUUUUAAGUUUUGAGUAUAAUUUAGAUUUUAAAUGAUAUAAAAUAAUUUUUGAUCUUUAUCUUUUUUAACUUUUCAUUUAUAUAAAACACAAUAUAAAAUCUUUGAAGUACGAACUUUUAUCGAAAUUGUAGGCUUUGUCAGGAAUUUUCUAAUUCCUAAACGGGUAACCCUAGAUGUGUCGUCAAACGGCCGCUACCCCUCUUCUCUGAUACAAUCAGAGGCUCUUCUGAUGCGACACAGUAGAAGCCAUCACAACAGAAAACGAGACGCACAAGUGUAGUUUUAACGAAAUGUAUGUAACUGAUAGAGUCUGUGCGGAAAGAGAAUGGGCGUGGCGAAAAACGGAACUAACAUUAAGAUUUUUAUUUGGCAAUCAAACUCAGCAAUCUGUAAAACGUCAAAGUUUUGUAUUGAUACGGAUUUGUUUCAUGUUGUGAUUUCUUGCGGUUUUUUGUAUUUAAUCAUGUCUAAAAGGGGUAAAACCUUACAAAUACGGUAGAAAAGCACUACAGCACCCUCCAAUCUAAUCCCAUUCUCUUUCCGCACAGACUCUACCCAUUCAAUGCGUUAGAAUUAGAACACAGCACAUCAGAUAAAUGUAGUUCUGCCAUUAAUGUCAGUUGCGCCGUUAUUUUUCAAUCUUGACAGUGACGUCAUUACGAUGGAGAAUAGUUUGUUUUAUUUAAGUACUAAAUGUACAUACAACAAAUAGGAGAUAGAAUUUAAAUAAAGAAUCCCAUAUUAUAUGUGUAUUAUUGCAUAAAAACUAAUAACCUUUAAUAUAUAAGAAAGAUUAUAUGCCAACAUUAUUGCAUUUUACGAACUUCCCUUGUCAGCCAAUAGAGAGCACCGAAGUAAUCUCAUUCAUAAAGCAGUUUACAUCUCGCUCUUUAGCGGCGAGAGAGCGAGCCCGACCAAGGAACUUGUAUACUAACUGGAAUGCUUACGCGACCCUCAAAAUCGUUUCAAGAGCAUAGCUGAAUGAGGGCUAUCGCUUAUGAAUCCGCCGCUAGAGGGGCUAGUGUAGGUCUCCGAAAUGUCAAAUGUUAUUGCUUGUUGGUUGACUACGCGGGUUUAUUUCUUAUUAAAAUAAUGUUGUGAAUAAUUGGUAACAAUUCGGCUUAAUUAUGGCAAAUAUGAGUUAUGUGGCAAUGAAUGUCAGUUAUUAAAAAUAUGAGCUUAAUAAAAUGAUUAUGUUCCCAUUUUUUCCGAAUAAAACGGAACUGGGCGUCACUGUGGCAUGGCCUAUUAUGUUUAGGAUAUGGUUCUUUUGUGUUAAAAUACGAUCUAAAUGUAACCUUUGAUUUCAUGUGCGUAUUAAUAAACUUUAAAAGUUACAAUUUAGGACCUCACUCAACAGUGGCGCCAUCUGGUGAGACAGAAAACGGUAGCCCUCAUCCCAAACAGUUGCAAGAGAGGGGCAGAUUCCACUUUUGUCGUGUAGCGCUAGGAGUAUUUUCCCCCUUAUAAAGGUAGAAACAAAAAUAGACUAUGUAUAAUUAAUCAUAAUCAUUUAUUUCGUAAUAAAUUACACGUCAAUCAUAAAUUUUAUAAUAGAAAUACAUAGAGCAUUAACUAUACUUUCAAUGAAUUCAAAAAUGUCAACAUUCAAUUCCUAUGUCAAUUUCAAAUUAUAUUAAAAUACAAUAUUUAAACUCAAUAAAGUUAAAUGUUACAUACAAAUUCAUAAAAAAAUAAUGAUUAAAAAAAUAGUCAUUAAAUAUUAUAGAAAAAUAUAUUAAUCAGUCUAAUUAAUGCAAGGAUUUAUCAUUCAAAAACUCAUCGACAUUAUAAAAAGUUCUUUCAAUGAGCCAUAACUUUAAUUUAUGUUUAAAAAUAUUAAGAGACUGCGUUAGUGACCAACUAUGGUAACAAGUUAUAAACCGUCGAACCCAUGAUAUGAGUUAGCCUGCUCGAUUUGAUCAAAGUUCUCUGCUCACUGGUCAGCUUAUUCGCAUUUCGAGUGUUGUGUGAAUGUUUGUCACUGUUUUUACUGUAAAACAGUAAAUUUGAAAGACUAUGGAUGGGAGAGUUAAAACUCCGAGUUCUUUCAAAUAAGGUCGUGCUGAUUCAUCCGACCUUAUUUUAACAAUUGCACGUAUGGCCCGUUUCUGCAAUCUGAAAGCUCGCCUCCAGUCAGCAGUCCGCCUCCAUAACUCUGCGCCAUACUGUAACAAGGAAUGGACUGUUGCGAAAUAACACGACCGAACCACUUCCCUUGACAUGAUGAUUGACAAUCUGUUGAAGGCGUAGCAAGCUCCACCAAGCUUACCACACGUGCAACUGCAAUUAUAUACAGUAUAACUAGUUGGAGUACAUUUUUGAAUUCCCAUAUUGUUUCGUAAGCAUUCCAGUUAGUAUAUAAGUUCCUUGUGCCCGACUCAAGGAGAUUAUAACUAUAGGGAGUCACAGUGUUGUCAGGUCUACCGAUUUUUCAGGAGAUCUGUUUUUCUGAAAUUUCUCCUGUUCUACUGUUUUUCUACAUGAAUCUCCUGUUUUUCUUAGAAUACGAUUUUCUUUUUUAAAUUGCAUGUUUGCAUUGCAUUGCAUGGGCGUAUUGUUCUUUAAAAAGGGGGACAAGACCCUACUUAUGAACUAUCGACCCCUAUCCCUUCUAAGCCACGUCUAUAAGCUGUUCUCAAGACCGAUCGCGCACCGUCUUGCGCGAAGACUUGAUGACUUCGAACCACCGGAACAGGCUGGGUUUCGGAGCGGAUACGGCACCAUAGACCACAUCCACCCAGUGCGGCAGAUUAUACAGAAGACUGAAGAGUACAAUCAGCUCCUGUGCCUAGCAUUUGUGGACUAUGAGAAGGCCUUUGAUUCGAUUGAAGUCUAGUCUGUCCUGGAGUCACUGCAGCGUUGCCAAGUCACUGACACCGACGGUAUGGCUGGUCCACAGGUUCAAAGACGCUCAGCGCGCUAUGGAAAGGGCUAUGCUAGGCGUUUCUCUGAAGGAUCGCACCAGAAAUGUGGUAAUCCGACAGAGAACCAGAGUUAUCGACAUAGCCCACCGGAUUAGCAAGUGGCGAGAACCGAUAACCGUUGGGGUAGAAGAGUUCUGGAGUGCAACCGCGUCUAGGCAAUCGUAGUGUAGGACGUCCUCAGACACGAUUGAGUGACGAUUUGCGCAAGGUGGAUGCGAGUAGCCCAAGAUCGAUCUGAGUGGCGUGCAAUUGGAGAGGCCUAUGUCCAGCAGUGGACUAAGAUAGACUGUUGAUGAUGAAAUUGCAUGUUGAGUUGCAUUUUCCGCCAUUAAUAAUGUAGGUAACCUUAAUUAUUGUAAAAUAAAGGUUAUUUUCUAAAAAAAGAGCUUUGAGGGGCUGCAGAAGCCACAGAAACACAUUAGCUCUUUCAUACAUCUAUUGUUUUUUUUCUAUAACGCCUCCCGAUUUUUAAAAAUCGGACCUUCCAACACUGGGCAGUCAUCACUAUAAAAAACUAAAAUCAAAAAAGCUAAUGUAAGUAAAUUUAUAUGUAUGAAAAUAA